Molecule: messenger RNA, 3461 nt
Organism: Ictalurus furcatus (blue catfish)
Lineage: Eukaryota; Metazoa; Chordata; Actinopteri; Siluriformes; Ictaluridae
Gene: nrarpa
Product: NOTCH regulated ankyrin repeat protein a
Exons: 1
Coding region: 356-694 (112 amino acids)
Cellular component (GO): cytoplasm
Molecular function (GO): protein binding; enzyme inhibitor activity; phosphatase regulator activity
Source: RefSeq, a predicted model, not a curated record
GAAUGUAAGAGCUGCUUGUAGGCUGAGCGGUGAAGGAGGAGGAGGAGAAGAAGAAGAAGAAGAAGAAAACUGUUCUUCUUUUCAGAGUUUUUUUUUUUUAAAUUUUGGAAAUAAACUUGUAUAUUACUGCUGCUGAGAUUGAAAUAUCUGCCAUAUAAACCUGGUGCUGCUAUCGAGACACUUCUGCGGAUCUUCUACGCGUUUGGAUCGCGGUUUCAUUCUUUUCUUUAAGGGAUAUAUCACAUUUCUGUACUCUUCCUCCAUCACCACCACCACCACCAUCACUCCUACCACAGCUCCAUCUCCUCGCCCAGAGCCCAGGCAGGGUGUGAUCCUCGCGCCCCAGAUUUGCACCAUGAGCCAGGCGGACGUGUCCACUUGCUCUGCGCCGCAGCGGGUUUUCCAGGAGGCGGUGCGCCGCGGCAACACCAAGGAGCUGCACUCCCUGCUGCAGAACAUGAGCAGCUGUGAGUUCAACGUCAACUCGUUCGGACCUGAAGGCCAGACCGCGCUGCACCAGUCGGUCAUCGAUGGAAACCUGGAGCUCGUCAAGCUGCUGGUGAAGUUCGGAGCGGACAUCCGGCUCGCCAACCGCGAGGGCUGGAGCGCGCUGCACAUCGCCGCGUUCGGGGGUCACCAGGACAUCGUGCUGUACCUCAUCACCAAGGCCAAGUACUCCAAUGGAGCGCGGUGAUGCAUGGCAUGCAACAUCUCUCUCUCUCUCUCUCUCUCUCUCUCUCUCUCUCUCUCUCUCUGGCCAAAACUUCAGAGAUCGCGGCUCAUUUUUAUUCACCUAAAACCAAAUUAGCGCUAUAGACCUGGGCUUCAAACGGAUCAAAUAUCCUUUAACUAACUCCUGAGUGAUCUGACAUGCACGUGCAUUGGUACUAAAGCUUUUUUUUUCUCUCUCUCUCUCUUCUUUCUUUUAUCGCCCUGAUUGUCAGAAACAUCAGAAAAAAAAUGACUUCUUUUUUUGCUGGAUGGAUGGAUGACUGGUUGCUCCUCAAAGUUACUGACUUUAAAAAAAAAAAAAAAAAUCAAAACACACACACGGAUGGCACUUGAGGUAUGCUGGAAAAAAAGGGAAUUUAUUAUUAUUAUUAUUUUGGGUCAACACUGUUUCUGAGAACCUGAAAUGCCAUGUGGUUGUGAUGAUGAUGAUGAUGAUGGUUUUUUGCAAUCAGUUAAAGCAUUUAAUUCUGAAUAAUAUUCAAAAAAUUAUCGAAAAUAACAGCAAGUGGUGUAAAGUUUAAAGUACUGUAUACAAUAGCUUUACUUCUUAAUAAGAGUAGUCCUGCAGUCGCCUAUAGCAGAUGAUAUAGAGGUGUGUGUGUGUGUGUGUGUGUGUGUGUGUGUUAAAAAGAAAAAAGAAAAAAACUGCUGCUUUUCGCUUUUCACGUCAGGAAAGUUGCGUUUGGAGUUGAUCAUCUUCUCAGUAUUUUUUCCUUCUUUAAUUUUAACAUCCUGGUCAUCACUGUGAAAUACAGACUGGGGUUCUUAUUUAUGAAGGUACAUUGAUGAUGAUGAUGAUGAUGAUGAUGGUCAUGAUGAUGCAUAUAUAUCGUGUUUUUUUUUUGUUUUUUAAUCCGUGAUUAGGGUUUUGGGGAAAACAAGCUGCUUUGCGUUUAUACCCUCAAAAAUAUGUGGAGAUAUAUAUUUUUGGCAUUCUGUGUCCUAGCUUUCUUUCUUUCUUCCUUUCUUUCUUUUCUUUUUAAAAGUGUAUAGUUCUCGUGCUCGCUUCCACACACCUGUGUGACGUCACGAUGACAUCAGAAAGGUGUGUCGGAUCGACGGGACGCUAUUGAGCUCCUCAGAACCUUCAGGACCUUCACACUUUCCCCCUGUUGUGUGUUAUGGAUCUCUGCACCAGCUACCUCGACUUUAAAGUAUUCAACUUUUUUUUAAAGCCUAGUGAUCCGUCUCAUAACCUUCAUCGUUUCCUGUUGAAUGCCUGUUCUCCACAAUUUUAAUCUUCACUCGGGAUCAUUUCCGACAACCAAAACUCAAUCAAAAACCAUAAUGAUUACUAUUAUUAUUAUUAUUAUUAUUAUUAUUAUUAUUAUUAUCAUUAUUAUUAUUUGCAAGUCAGCCGAACGCUCAACUUUGUUUGUCGCCUGUUUGUUUGUGGCCUGAUUUUAUUAAAUGCAGGGAGUUUUUGUUGCACAUAAAAAAAAAAAAAUCACGGAGCCUUUAUUUUAUUCUUUGUUUUUUUUAUUAUUAUGAUUGUUUUUCACGCCCCCUCGUGCCUGCUCGGGUAACUGCAGGAUUUGUGGCUGCAGAGAGACAGACAGAGAGAGAGAGAGAGAGAGAUCACAAGAGACUACUGAGCACCACUCGACUCACAUACUGUUAAAGAAAGACUGAUGUGUGAUUUAUUGCAGGGAUGAAUAAUCUUCAGAUUUAAGAAAAAAACAAACAAGAAAUCACACGAGGAAACAGACCUGCGUUUGUGUUUGAGUUUCAGCCGGAUGUGUUUCAAUGCUGCUUUCAUUUACAUUUGUUUUGUUGUUUAUUUGUUUUGUUUUUAAAGCCAACAGCGAGUGAAAGAGGAGUAAAUGUGCAGUUGUAAACCUCCUGAAUGUGCGUGUGUGUGUGUGUGUGUGUGUGUUGAAUGCAUACCGCUGUUGAACUGGUUCUUGCUUGUCUGGCCCCGUUGAUAAGCCCUGGUUAGACUUAAAAACAUUUCUUUAAGUAAAAAAUAAAAUUAAAAUAAAACCUGGAGUAGAGUAACACCGAGAGUCUGAGGCGAUCCGAAUAAAAGACUAAAUAUGCAUGUCUUAAACUUGAUAACUUUUUUUUUUGUUGAAAUUUUAUUAUUAUUAUUAUUAUUAGGUUUUUUUUUUAAGGUUUUUUUAAAGUUGCACUGAUGACUGUUCACUCGUUGGCUUUGCGUCAACAUUUUUUUUUUUUUUCUAAACAGAAAAAAAGGAACACGACAUAAAAAAGCUCCAGGUUGUUUUAUUGUCAGUUGUGUACUUGUGUCUAUAUAUAGUGUAUGUGUAUGUGUAUGUAUAGAAAUAUAUCAAUAAAAAUCCAGGGCGCUUUCUUUUCCGAAGUGCUCUCCCUGUAUAAGGGGAAUAAAGAAUACAUGUGAUGGUAAGAUCAUUGUAAAGGGGGAAAAAAAAAUCAACCAAUUGUUAAGAAUUGCACGGUGUUGCGGUCAUUUCUGCUCUGAUUUUUGUCAUAACAUUUAUGACAUGGGGAGCCGAAGCGACUCGUUUAGGUGAAAGUGAAUUUGAAAGAGUGGAUUUUCUUUCUUUUUUUUUUUUGUGGACCAAGUUGUUGCGUCUCGUGAACGAAUUGUGAGUGACUCUAUUUUAUUUGUGAGUGUGAGUGUGUUUGUUUGUUUGUUUUGGACAUUUGUAACACUGUGAUAUGUCGUGUGCUCAGAUGACGGAGUGCUGUAAUAUGUUUUGUACGUUUGUGUACAAGCCAGUAAAGAAUUAAACCUUUAAAAAAGG